AGGCGUCGCCGCCGCCAGCACUUGCCGCCGUUGCUGCCGCCAGUUAAUAAACAAGGAGCGGGAACGAGCUCAGCGUGGCGAUGGGCGGGGGUAGAGCCCCGCCGGAGAGGCUGGGCGGCCGCCGGUGACAGACUGUACUGUAGCCGAGGAACCUUCUGCAUGUCCUGCUGCCCUGAGCUCUCUCAAGCUAGGUGACAGCGUGUUAAUGCUGCCACCAUGAAUGAGGUAUCUGUCAUCAAAGAAGGCUGGCUUCACAAACGUGGUGAAUACAUCAAGACUUGGAGGCCCCGGUACUUCCUUCUGAAGAGUGAUGGAUCUUUCAUUGGUUAUAAGGAGAGACCCGAGGCCCCUGACCAGACCUUACCCCCUCUGAACAAUUUCUCUGUAGCAGAAUGCCAGCUGAUGAAGACUGAGAGGCCACGACCCAACACCUUUGUCAUACGCUGCCUGCAGUGGACCACAGUCAUCGAGAGGACCUUCCAUGUAGACUCUCCAGAUGAGAGGGAAGAGUGGAUGCGGGCUAUCCAGAUGGUCGCCAAUAGUCUGAAGCAGCGGGGCCCAGGGGACGAUGCCAUGGAUUACAAGUGUGGCUCCCCCAGUGACUCUUCCACGUCUGAGAUGAUGGAGGUGGCUGUCAACAAGGCACGGGCCAAAGUGACCAUGAAUGACUUCGAUUAUCUCAAGCUCCUCGGCAAGGGCACCUUCGGCAAAGUCAUUCUAGUUCGGGAGAAGGCCACUGGCCGUUACUACGCCAUGAAGAUCCUGCGGAAGGAGGUGAUCAUUGCAAAGGAUGAAGUCGCCCACACAGUCACGGAGAGCCGGGUCCUGCAGAAUACGAGGCACCCCUUUCUUACAGCCCUGAAGUAUGCCUUCCAGACUCAUGACCGCCUGUGCUUUGUGAUGGAAUAUGCCAACGGGGGUGAGCUCUUCUUCCACCUCUCUCGAGAGCGAGUCUUCACGGAAGAUCGGGCGCGCUUUUAUGGAGCAGAGAUUGUGUCAGCUCUGGAGUAUUUACACUCAAGGGAUGUGGUGUACCGCGACAUCAAGCUGGAAAACCUUAUGCUGGACAAAGAUGGCCACAUCAAGAUCACUGACUUUGGCUUGUGCAAGGAGGGCAUCACCGAUGGGGCCACCAUGAAAACCUUCUGUGGUACCCCGGAGUACUUGGCACCUGAGGUGCUGGAGGACAACGACUACGGGCGUGCCGUGGACUGGUGGGGGCUGGGCGUGGUUAUGUACGAGAUGAUGUGUGGCCGCCUGCCCUUCUACAACCAGGACCACGAGCGCCUCUUCGAGCUCAUUCUCAUGGAGGAGAUCCGCUUCCCACGAACGCUCGGACCAGAGGCCAAGUCCCUGCUGGCUGGGCUGCUGAAGAAGGACCCUAAGCAGAGGCUCGGCGGAGGUCCCAGUGAUGCAAAGGAGGUCAUGGAGCAUCGGUUCUUCCUCAGCAUCAACUGGCAGGACGUGGUACAGAAAAAGCUCCUGCCACCCUUCAAACCUCAGGUCACUUCAGAAGUGGACACAAGGUACUUCGAUGAUGAAUUCACCGCCCAGUCGAUCACAGUCACACCCCCAGACCGAUAUGACAGCCUCGGCUCGCUGGAGCUGGACCAGCGGACACACUUCCCCCAGUUCUCCUACUCAGCCAGCAUCCGAGAGUGAGCAGCCCUCUGCCACCACAGGACACAAGCAUGGCUGUCAUCCACUGCCUGGGUGGCUUUUUAAAAAGAACUUUAUUUUGCCUUUUGGUUUGUGUUCCCUUCCCUGUCCCCUCACCCCAUAUCCAGUCUCUUCUUCAGUUCUUGCUCACACUUAGCAGCCCUGGCGGCCCUGGCCUCUGGCCUCCCCUCUGCUCCAGACGAGUGCUGGAGAGCCGCCCAAGGACAGGCUGUUGGGAGGAUGGAGAGUGGGGUCAUUAAUCACCACCAGCCUCCAAGAGGGUGAAGUGGGGAGCCAUGGGGUCACCUGGAUUUGGAGGCAAGCCAGCGGAGGACACAUCUAGAAAUGCCCCCUGACCCCAGCACCCCAGCACCCCAGCUGCCUUCUAUGCUGUCAUCUGGGCAGUCUCUCUGCUGCCACCCUACUGGGGCAGAAAAGCAAUAAUGUCCAGGGAUAGGCAGAAGCUUUCGGAAGCUGAGGGCUUUGGGUUUGGUUCCAUGGAAAUUGGACCCAAGUCCCUGGAUCUUCCUUCACAGGGCGUCCAGGAGCAGGAGCUGCCUCCUGAACCUGCCUCUUCCUCCCAGGCUGCUCUCUGAUUCUUAAUAAAGCAGGAGGAAUGUUUGUGGGCAGCCUGUCUGCCCGCAGCCCAGUGCCUUACCAGGGCUUCCUUCUAGCCAGCCUUGCCUCCCGCUGGGCCCCUUUGGAUGGCUCCAUUCUCUGCCUGGGGCAGAGGGAAGCCAACCUUGGCUGUUACACAUCUCACACCGAGACAGUAUUGGGCCCCUUGGACUUGACUGGGGUCUGAGAGGGAACAGAGACGGGGACAGGUAUCUCUGAUACACAGUGGGGUGGAGUCUGCCUCAUCUCCGGGGCCCCUGUUCUGCAGCCUUAAAGUGAGUGAGUGAGUGAGUGAGUGAGUGAGUGCUGUGGGUGCAGUGUGCACCCUGACCUAGCAGUGACCAUCUCAGGCUCCUGGGAUGCUGCUGCCCACAGCUGUCUACAGCACUUGUGUGAGUGGGCUCAGGCCUCAACCCCAGCCUGAGUGUUUGAUCCCAUGGGGUGCAGCGAGGGCAGGUGGUUGGCCUGCCGCUCUGGCGUGUCUCCCCCACCUCAGUAUCUCUGGGUGUUUGGAAAUGAGUUCUCCUGGGUCUGCUCUCCCACCGCACCCCCAGAGUCGGUGGACUUUAGAAAGGCAGUAGGGUAGGGUGGCCGGGAUGGUUAUGGGGGUCAUCUGUUUUUUACUUUGUAUGCGUGUAUGUUUAUCUGAGAGUUUUCUCCCAUCCCUACUGGCCUUUCCUUACUCCUCGUAUUUGUACGGUACAAGCAAUAAAGACACUCAUUUCAGACCAGG
Grammomys surdaster is the source of this 3010-nucleotide messenger RNA. RefSeq names its product AKT serine/threonine kinase 2 (gene Akt2). Gene Ontology annotation, molecular function: ATP binding; protein serine/threonine kinase activity. NCBI's taxonomy places the organism in Eukaryota, Metazoa, Chordata, Mammalia, Rodentia, Muridae. Gene Ontology annotation, biological process: protein phosphorylation. The record is from RefSeq and is a predicted model, not a curated record. Bases 217 to 1662 code for a protein of 481 amino acids. The transcript is spliced from 14 exons.